This is a messenger RNA of Sparassis crispa, 369 nucleotides long. RefSeq lists its product as hypothetical. The transcript has a single exon. The coding region runs from base 1 to 369 and encodes 122 amino acids. The record is from RefSeq and is a predicted model, not a curated record. NCBI's taxonomy places the organism in Eukaryota, Fungi, Basidiomycota, Agaricomycetes, Polyporales, Sparassidaceae.
AUGGCAGCUCAGCUCCUGCCUUAUACUCUACCCUCCCCAGUGGAGUGGACAGAGGUGGAUGAUGCCUUGGUUCAUGUUGCUCAACAGUGUCCGCAAUUGCGCGUUAUUUUCCAGACGCUUGAGCCGGAGAGAAGUGAGGAGCGGUUCUACUUGGUAUGGAAUGUUAUUGCGGACGGUCUGCCGAAGUACUUGGCCGCGACCGGGCGGCUGGGGGUUAUAUAUGGCAGCGAGUGGAAGGAGGAUCCUGAGUUUGGUGGAGCCUUAAAAGGUGAUGUGUCCGAGCGAUGGUCCAAUGUGUUAGAUGCGCGUCCAUUCUUCGUUUCCAGAGUAGACGUACACAAUUUCAGACAUAUACGUAAGUACUCGUAG